AUGCGUCGUCCGUCUUCGAAUGCAACAAUCAGUUCGGAUAUGUUGAGGAAACCCGUUCAGAUAACAGCUGAUCCCCGGGUUUAUAAAGGAUCAGUGUUUGCUAACAGAAGAUUGGCUCAUGAUAGAGCUCGUCAAGCUGAACAAGUCGAAUCGAAAGAGAAGAAAUAUCGAGUUGGAGUGAUCCGAGAACAACUGAACACCCUUCUUCCACGUGUUCCAGUUCCACGUAAAGUUCAUCAGACGACUGCAACAACAUCUUCUUUUCUUCCACCUGUACCCUCUAAAACACGGUCUACGUCUACAUAUCUUCCUGAUAUAUCUACAAGAAAUGGAUCUGCACUUAAUACUUCAAUUGACAAAGCAAGAGGAACCAAAUCAUUUGCAGCUGCCCGAUUUAUGCCGGUUUCUAGUACUAAAGUUGGCAAUGGGGACAUUCUUGGAAAUACUCAAGCAUUUGCUAAAGAAUCUUCAAGUACCCAAUUUCCAGUGAAAGUUGUUGUGAAUUUUGAACGGAGUUUACCUUCUGAUAUAUACGGAACUGGUGGUUCAGCUAUCAGAAGGCAUAGUAGACACGUGGCAUUAUCUCAAACUGCAACUCCUCCGUCGUCUUCGAGACCAGUGUAUCCGAUAGUUGAUAGUGGAGUUCAAACGGAUGACAAGUUCGAAGGUUUGGUAAAAGAAUUGGCCAACUCCGCAAUCGAAAUGGCUGCCAUCAACUUGGAGGCUGAGAACACAAUCCGCGCAAUGCGGAAAACGGCGGAAGCGACAGAGCAUGAGCUUCGUGCGGUGGCGCGUAAACAGAAUUUGGAGUCUGCGGAUUGGAGGAAAAAGAUGAUUGAAAAGAAUAACGAACUUGAAAGUUGGAAAUUACAAGAAGCUAAUGCUCGUGAAGCACAACGAUUAGCUCAGUUGACAUGUGAAGAAGUUACAAGGAAAACACUGGAAAACUUGCAAAUUAUUGAAAGAAACUCAAAGAAAUCUAUCGGAUUGGAUAAUAGAGAUAUGGUUCAAUAUGAAGAAAAGAGGGCUUUAGUGACUGCAGAACUGGAGAAAGACUUCUUCCCAUGGCUGUUACAUCGAGCAGAAAGACUUUUCAAAAAUCAAAUGGCAAGAGGCCAUCUUGAUCAUAGCAUGAUGAACGAGUUACAUUAUCGUAGAAAAAUGGAGAAAAAGAGAUUGAUCAGUUUGAAUUCAUACUCUUUAUAG
This is a messenger RNA of Caenorhabditis remanei, 1206 nucleotides long. RefSeq lists its product as uncharacterized. NCBI's taxonomy places the organism in Eukaryota, Metazoa, Nematoda, Chromadorea, Rhabditida, Rhabditidae. The record is from RefSeq and is a predicted model, not a curated record. The coding region runs from base 1 to 1206 and encodes 401 amino acids. The transcript is spliced from 9 exons.